Closterium sp. NIES-67 is the source of this 460-nucleotide messenger RNA. The record is from the annotation of a GenBank genome assembly. Lineage: Eukaryota; Viridiplantae; Streptophyta; Zygnematophyceae; Desmidiales; Closteriaceae.
AGGCGUGCACCGUGGGCCGUAGGGUGCUGACCAAGACGCACAAGAGGAUGGUGGUGGGGGAUAGCACGGAUCCAAUGUGGAGGAGCUACGUCGCGGUCCUGGGGAAACCUGCAAUGGACGAAAUGGCAUCCCACCUCAAGCUGGCGGGCGUGAAGACCCAGGUCCUUCAGGUGCACACCGCACUUGCCAUCCCUCCACACGACAGGAUGGAAUGGACAGCCAAGGGCCAAUUUGUCAAAGCGAGCCCGUCACAGCGGAACUUCUCUGACGUGGCCAUAAACCCGGCGGGGAAGGGGGCCAACUGGUACGGCCGCUGUCUGGUUCUGUUCCACUACGACAAAGACGGGGCAACGAAGCAGGCUGCCUACAUUGAGUACUACACAGAGGACAAGCAGGAUCCUGAUGUGCGCUUGCUGAACAGAUUUGUGUGGUGAAUUGCCAAGUGGAAUAGUUCUAGUUG